AUGGGAAAUUUUAGCAGUGCUAUCUCGGUUUUGAAUCUUCGCUCCAAUGGAUUUAAGGGAACCCUUCCCUUGGCAUUUGCAAAGCCCAACCAAUUACGAAGUCUUGAUUUGAGUGAAAACCAUUUUGAAGGACCACUUCCAAGAUCUUUGACAAAUUGUAGAAGCUUGGAGGUUCUAAACGUCGGAAACAACAAGGUUAAUGACACAUUUCCAAAUUGGUUGGGGACUCUUCCUGAGUUGCAGGUUCUUGUCGUACGAUCCAACCGAUUUCAUGGCCCUAUAAACACUAUGAUGAGUGAACUAUCCUUUCCAAAGCUUCGAAUUGUUGACCUCUCCAACAAUGAGUUCACUGGCCAAUUGCCAUGGAGGUACUUCGAAAAUUUCCAAGCUAUGAAGAACAAAACUAUGCCGGACAAACAAUACAUGAGUGGGGAGAGUAGUUAUUAUCAUGAUUCUCUCGUAGUGACAAUAAAGGGGCUUAAGAUCGAAUUGGUAAGAAUUUUGACUAUCUUCACAACGAUUGACUUUUCAUCCAACAAUUUCAGUGGAGAUAUUCCAAAUGCUAUUGGAAACCUCAAUUCCCUCAUACUACUUAAUUUUUCUCAUAAUAGUCUUACUGGUCAUAUUCCAGCAUCUUUGGGGGGCUUGACAAACCUUGAAUCAUUUGACAUAUCUUUUAACCAGCUCAUAGGGAAAAUUCCAAGCCAAUUAACAAGUUUGACGUUUCUUGCGGUCUUGAACCUUUCAUGGAACCAUCUCCAUGGACCCAUACCCAAGGGUAAACAAUUUACUACAUUUGAGAAUGGUUCAUACGCUGGGAACUUGGGAUUAUGUGGGUUUCCCUUGUUGAAGGAAUGUCAAGAUAAUCGAACAGAAGUACAGACUCCGGUGUUACAACAUGAGGAAGAUGAUUUAGAUUUUGAUGGAUUUACUUGGAAAAUUGUGGUGAUUGGGUACGGGUGUGGAAUGACACUAGGACUCUUUCUAGGAUCUCUCAUGUUCUUAUUUGGUAGACCUAGAUUCUUUGUCAAACUUGCUGAAAGAAAAUUGCCUAAGAAGGUGAUAAGAUUGAGUAUUUUAUCUGGUGUUAUAACAUACACAUUGUAUAAACUCCGUUGUGAAUCUUUUGACAAUCCUAAAACAUUUACAUAUGUUUGUCCUACCAGGUAUAAUAAGGAAGGAAGCUUUGAUGCUAGUGAGAUAUCGUUGGAAGAAACUGAGCAUGAAACUGACGAGUUUGGGCUGCAUAAUUCGAAUGGUUGUAUCUUCAACGGUGCAACAACAUGGGCUUCGGAAGUGGUGGAUUUGAUCAAAACCAGAGUAGCCAUGUGGAUGAAGACUAAGUUUGACAUCAAGAUCUACACAAUGGAGGAUUUCAAAGGGUAUUUGGAUGGGAUUCGAAAAGUGAAGUUGUGA
Molecule: messenger RNA, 1416 nt
Organism: Rhododendron vialii
Lineage: Eukaryota; Viridiplantae; Streptophyta; Magnoliopsida; Ericales; Ericaceae
Product: receptor-like protein 43
Exons: 4
Coding region: 1-1416 (471 amino acids)
Molecular function (GO): protein binding
Source: RefSeq, a predicted model, not a curated record